AAUUCUUCUCAGCAAUCAACAAGAUGUCCACCACCAAAGUGCCAAUCUACUUGAAAAGGGGAAGCCGGAGAGGGAAAAAAGAGAAACUUCGAGAUAUCCUCUCCUCUGACAUGAUCAGCCCGCCACUGGGUGACUUCCGGCAUACGAUCCACAUCGGGAGCGGCGGGGAGAAUGACAUGUUUGGUGAUAUCUCCUUCCUGCAAGGGAAGUUCCAUCUCCUGCCGAGGACGGAGAGCAGUCUGAGUUCAGACGGGGCUGGCCACUAUGUCGUUCCCUUCGAGUUCUCAAGGACUGCUACUGUCUCUGGUUAUGAUCCACCAUCUCUGGACAUCCCCUCACCUCUCCUAAAGAAUGCAAUCUCUCUGCCUGUCAUCGGUGGCCCGCAGGCGUUAACUUUGCCAUCUACCCAAGCCCCGCCCAAACCACCCCGCCUCCACCUGGAUGACAAAGGCCAACCAGCUCACCAGCCCAAGGACCCUGCGGAGAAUCCAGCCAACGGUACUCGGACUGCGGAGACCCGUUGUGCUCCCAACGGCAAGUAUGUGGCCGCUCUGAAUGGGUUCGUUGAGGAAGAAAACAAAGGGGAACCUUUGAUGUCCAACGCUGGCUCCAUGCUCUCUCUCCACGUGGACUUGGGACCAUCCAUUUUGGAUGACGUUCUCCAGGUGAUGGAGAAGCACCAAACCGGGACUGUGGGCGCUCUGUUGAAGACCAACAGGCGGCAGAUCCUGACGUGACAAGGAGGGAUGUCCAUCAGAAA
Euleptes europaea (tarantolino) is the source of this 760-nucleotide messenger RNA. It is a transcript of the gene CDC42EP2, whose product is annotated as CDC42 effector protein 2. The record is from RefSeq and is a predicted model, not a curated record. Lineage: Eukaryota; Metazoa; Chordata; Lepidosauria; Squamata; Sphaerodactylidae. The transcript has a single exon. Bases 24 to 737 code for a protein of 237 amino acids.